AUGGAGGCGUUUGACGGCGCCAUCGGCAUCGACCUCGGCACGACGUACUCGUGCGUCGCGGUCUUCCGCAACGACGCGGUCGAAGUUGUCCCGAACGAUCAGGGCAACCGCACGACGCCGUCAUGCGUGGCGUUCCACAACGGGGAGGUGCUGGUGGGCGACAGCGCGAAGCAGUUGGCCUCCCGCGGGGUCACGGGCGUUGUCUUCGACGCGAAGCGCAUGAUUGGGCGGAAGUUCAGCGAGAAAAGCGUCCGCGACGACGUGAAGCGGUGGCCGUUUGCUCUCGAGGAGGGCGAGGACGGCGGGGUGUUGAUCUGCGUCGACCACAACGGCGAAAGGCUGCGCCUGGAGCCGGAGUUGAUCUCCGCGCGGGUGCUCGCGUACCUCAAGAGGUGCGCCGAGCAGUUUCUGGGGAGGCGCGUGACGAAGGCCGUCAUCACGGUGCCGGCGUACUUCAACGACGCACAGCGGGAGCGCACGAAGGCCGCCGCACGCAUUGCGGAGUUGGAGGUGCUGCGGAUCAUCAACGAGCCGACGGCGGCGGCGCUGUGCUACGGCCUCGGACUUGGCUCCGGCGCCGGGGCGCAGGGCACGGAUCGCGCGGUGAACGUGCUCGUCUUUGACUUUGGCGGCGGCACCUUCGACGUGUCCAUCAUCACCAUCGACGACGGCUCCUUCGCGGUGCGGGCCACGGCGGGCGACACACACCUCGGCGGGCAGGACGUGGACGCGGAGCUGCUGCGGCACCUCCUGGAGGACCUGCGGCAGCGCCACGGCGUGGAUGCCGCCACGCAGCCGCGGAUGCUGGCGAAACUCUUGGCGCGGUGCGAGCAGGCGAAGCGCGUCCUGUCGCACGCGACGACGGAGGAGAUUGUCGUGGACGGCGUCCUGGGGGGCGGGGAGGAGUACACCCUGGCCCUGUCCCGGGCGAAGCUGGAGGAGCUGUGUGCCAGGGUCUUCGCCCGCUGCAUGGCCGUCGUACAGAAGGCGAUGAAGGAUGCCGCGAUGUCGCCGGAAGACAUUGAGGAGGUCGUACUUGUCGGCGGCUCCUCCCGCAUCCCGGCGCUGCGCACGAGGCUGCAGGAGGCAUUUAAAGGGAAGCGCCUCUGCGGCUCCGUCCACCCCGACGAGGCGGUGGCGAUUGGCGCCGCCGUGCAGGCGAGCAUCAUCGGCACCGCGGCGGAGCAGCAGUCGGCGCGGACGGCCAAUGUCGUGCUGAUGGACGUUGUGCCCCUCUCCAUCGGCGUCGAGGUGGACGACGGCAGGUUCGACGUCAUCAUUCGCCGCAACACCACCAUACCCUACCGCGCGACGAAGGAGUACAGCACCGUGGAGGACAACCAGGAGGAGGUGGAGGUGCAGGUCUUCGAGGGCGAGCGGCCGCUGACGCGCCACAACCACAAACUCGGCGCCUUCGUCCUGGACGGCAUUUCCCGCGCCAAGAAGGGCGAGCCCACCAUCACGGUGACCUUCAGCGUGGACGCGGAUGGCAUUCUCACUGUCACCGCCUCGGAGGAGCUUGCGCGGGUGCAGAGGACGCUCGUGGUCGCGGCCAGCGAGCGCCUCAGCGAGGCGGCGGUGCAGCGGAUGAUCGAGGCGGCGCAGGCGCUCUCGGUGAAGGACGCGGCGGCGGUGGCCAUCAUGGACGCAACGCAGCGGCUCACGCGUGGCUUUGCGGAGCUUGAGGCGGCGCUGGCCGCGAUGCCGCUCCCCCUCUCGGCGAAGUUGCAGCGGCGGGUGGCGUUUCUCGGGCACGGCAAAGAUUGGCUUGCGAGGCAGCUGCCGACGUACACGGAGCCGAAGGUGGUGGAGCACAAGACGGCGAAGAUCAUGAAGCUUCUGCAGAAGGCCAUGAAGACACUCCGGCGCGAGUCUCGCAAAGGCACCGACGAAGAACAUGGCAGCGAAGACAACGACGACGGCGGCGGCGGCGGCGACGACGACGACGACGACGACGACGGCGGCGGUGCAUCCGCUGCUGCUGCCGAUGGGGGCGCGGGUGAAGGGGGAAGCGGCGGCGGUGGGCCGCAUCCACGCGAGGCCCUCGCCGGGAGCAAGCGCUCACGCAGCAAUUCAGCCAAUAAAGAGGGCUAA
Messenger RNA from Trypanosoma conorhini, 2094 nucleotides. RefSeq names its product putative heat shock protein 70. The transcript has a single exon. Gene Ontology annotation, biological process: protein refolding; cellular response to unfolded protein. Gene Ontology annotation, molecular function: heat shock protein binding; ATP binding; ATP-dependent protein folding chaperone. The record is from RefSeq and is a predicted model, not a curated record. NCBI's taxonomy places the organism in Eukaryota, Euglenozoa, Kinetoplastea, Trypanosomatida, Trypanosomatidae. Bases 1 to 2094 code for a protein of 697 amino acids. Gene Ontology annotation, cellular component: cytoplasm.